Messenger RNA from Notodromas monacha, 1197 nucleotides. NCBI's taxonomy places the organism in Eukaryota, Metazoa, Arthropoda, Ostracoda, Podocopida, Cyprididae. The record is from the annotation of a GenBank genome assembly.
AUGAGGCCUGGAGAGAUCAUUGGAUGCAGGCAGUUUACCACGUACCUCCUAGAAAGGUGUCAAAAACGGACGAGGAAUUCCACCUGGUCGCCCAUCACGACGAAUAUUCCAUGUGGUUCGGCGCUUAUGGAUCAGAACCCAUUUCAGAAAUCCCGUCACCCGUUUGCACCUGUGGGGCACACGCAGGGAUCCCUCGCCGUCGCAUCGGGGAGCUGAACGAUCCCAAACAAAUCGGAGUGUGGACAUCAGUACUCAGGAAUGUUCUGGACGCGGGUCAUAGGUACAUUGGAAUUUGUGGGGAGAAUCCGAUUUUGAGUCUGGCCGCUGUCAUUAUGGGGGCUGAAGGCGUGGUGGCAUUUACGAAUGAUGAUAGAAUGCGAAAUCUCAUCGAGGAGCUCGUCAAGACCAACGGUUAUGAUGAGGGAAAAAUACAGGUGGUGGAAGUGGACAAAAAUGCCUGUAAAACUGCUGGGGAAAUCAAGGUUGAUGCUGUAAUCGGAGAUCCCUUUUACCGAAAUUCCUCCCUCAAUUGGCACAACCUCAGAGUAUGGUACGACUUCAGCGAGUUGAAGAAGUCCGGAAUCAUAAAUGAAAGCACGUACUUCCGACCUUUAAAAGCAAACCUUUACGCAGCUGCGAUAGAAUUCAAGGAUUUAUGGAAAAUACGGGCUCCUGUGAUGGACGUUUUAGGCUUCAACAUACAGCAUUUCGAUGGCGUGAUUGACGGUGCUAUUAGGAAAAGCGACCCUGUGGUUGAGCCGCAUCCUUUGUGGGAAUAUCCUGGGAAGGCAUUAUCUGGUGCGGUAAAAGUAGCAAGCUUCAAUCUUGCCGAAGAUGUAGAAGCUGAACUUGAAAAGGUCCACUCUGGCGUGGUUUCCUUCGAAAGCGAUGGACUCUGCAAUGGUGUGGCUCUGUGGAUGACAUGGGAAUACCCUGGUCGUGAUGAUGAGCUCUUCUUGAUAUCAAAUGGCCCGGUGAAGCCUAUUGAACCGGGCCAAAAUGUACAGUGGUACAUGAACGCAAAUCAAGACGUUCAUCUUUUUCCAGAACCUUCAAAAGUCAACCAUACCAACUAUUUCACCUAUUGCGUUAAGGCCGAUUCCAGUGACGGAUCUCUGAUUUUUGAUUUCAAUUUGAAUGGAUGAGCAUUUGUUAGUAGCUUUCAUUACCAGAGAUUACAACUUUUGGAAACUUGGA